CCAGCCUGAAUCAUGACAAGCCCGUACAACGCAGAAACCUCCGCUGUCGAAGUCGUCAAGGAUCUCGGCAGCCACAUCUCCGGCAAAACUAUCCUUGUCACUGGAGUUUCCCCCGACACGCUCGGCUCUGAGUUUGUCGAGCAGAUCGCAAAGGCCCACCCUAAACUCAUCAUCCUUGCUGGGCGCAACAUCGCGAAAGGCCAGGUCACCGCGGACGCCGUUUCAAAGAUCGACGCCAGCGUGCAGACGCGUGUGCUGAAGCUCGACCUCGAGUCGCUUGCUGGAGCGCGCGCGGCCGCAGCGGAGGUCAACGGGUGGGAAGACGUUCCGAACAUCGACGUGCUCGUGAACAAUGCGGGCAUCAUGGCAGUUGACUAUGCGAAGACGGAGGACGGAUUCGAGCGCCAGUUCGCGACGAACCAUCUCAUCCUCAAGUCACAGGCGCCGAGGAUUGUGAUAGUCUCGAGUGCUGGGCAUAGGUUCGGGUUUGUGCGGUUUGCCGACGUUGGGUUCUCGGAUGGCGAGUUCUAUGAUAGGUGGAGAGCGUAUGGGCAGUCCAAGACCGCGAACAUUCUCUUGGCCGCGGCUCUGGCUGAGCGGCUGGGCAAGCGGGGCCUGACGGCUGUAUCGCUGCAUCCUGCGUUGCUCGACAAGACUAUGGGAAACGAAGAGGGUUGGAGGGCUGGCGGUCUCAAGCUCAAGGACUUGGCACAAGGCGUUGCGACUCAUGUCUACGGUGCUUUUGAACCUGGUUUACGAGAACACAACGGAAGCUACCUACAGGAUAGUCGGAUUGCCGAUCCCUAUGCCGACACCGUCAAACCUUGGGCGCGCGAUAGAGUGGGGGCAGAGAAACUGUGGAAGCUGAGCGAGAAACUCGUUGGUCAAGAGUUUGCGUAUUAAGCUAAGUACGCUAAGAUCAUGUUCUAAGAUGCGAUUCCUUCUCCCGUGAAUCAAAGGAAAUUGUGGUUUUCUCCAGUGCCUUGCAUGCGCAGCUGCCAUCAUCCUGCCGAGACAAUCGUAUGUCCUCGGAGAGGACGGAAAGUCAACUCCACGUGACGUAGCGCGUCGCGCUUUUAUAUCAAUUGAUGUUGGUGUGGCAGCACACCCACACCCCCAUUCGCAUUGUUGCGCCCCACCC
Coniophora puteana RWD-64-598 SS2 is the source of this 1141-nucleotide messenger RNA. RefSeq names its product NAD(P)-binding protein. The coding region runs from base 13 to 903 and encodes 296 amino acids. The transcript is spliced from 6 exons. NCBI's taxonomy places the organism in Eukaryota, Fungi, Basidiomycota, Agaricomycetes, Boletales, Coniophoraceae. The record is from RefSeq and is a predicted model, not a curated record.